AUGACGGGUUCCACUGAGGGGGACGUUGAGUCGGCGGGGCCGGUCCUGGAAAAACUGAACGAUCUCGAGAAUGGGUCAAUUAACCAACAGCGAUUGAUCCACAAAUUGGAACAAGAGGUAGUCGACACCAAGGAAGAGCUGCAGAAGGUCCGGCAACAGCUGCAGACCCUCCAGGCGUCUGUGAACCCAACGGUAAACAGCCAAGUGCAAAGCGGCCCGCGGGCGUCCUACGCAGACGCCGUGCGAACACCACCAAAGAGCCAGCCUACGAGCCCACGGUCGCUUUCUUCGAUGCGCACCACCACGUCCACAUCCACCGACACUCUGCACUGUACGAUAGACACGUCCAGGGUUGAGGAGCAAAACCAGGUCGAGGCGCAGGUAGGCACCAUCCGACGAGCGAUCGAAACAGAAGUCAAGGUGAGGGAAGGUCACGAGGCGUGGAGGUGCGCAGCAGUGAUCAAAGACCCCAGGAACACAAACCGGGUGAGGAUAGUGUGUCGCGAUGAAGCGGAAUUGCGGCGGGUGAAGGAGGCGGCGGAAAAGGUCGUGGUGCCGGGGGCGCGUGUCCUGAGGGAUCAACUCUACCCGGUCAAAGUCGACAGCGUCAAUCGAUCGGCGGUGCUGGACAGCGACGGGAAUGUUCUGACGGGAGCCGCCGAAGCUCUCGGCAAGGAGAACAACGUCACGAUUGCCAAGAUUUCAUGGCUCAGCAAGAGAGACUGCGGCAAGGCGUACGGGUCCAUGGUGAUUUACGUGACCAAGGGAAGCGAUGCGAAACGACUGCUCGACGGCACCUAUUUCGACCUGGCCGGCGAGUCUGCCUACAUCAACGUGUUUGAGCCGCGAGUCGGACCGGUGCAGUGUUACAACUGCCAGGAGCUGGGCCACAAGGCCUUCUCGUGCAAGAAGCCAAGGGCUUGCGGAAGGUGUGCGCAGCCUGGGCACGGUCACGGGCAGUGCCGGGCCGCAGAACCCAAGUGCGUCCUGUGCAACGGACCUCACGAGUCGUCCAGUCCAAACUGCCGAGUACGCAACCCGCCAAGGAAUGCAUAG
Molecule: messenger RNA, 1056 nt
Organism: Purpureocillium lilacinum
Lineage: Eukaryota; Fungi; Ascomycota; Sordariomycetes; Hypocreales; Ophiocordycipitaceae
Source: RefSeq, a predicted model, not a curated record